Messenger RNA from Dama dama (fallow deer), 4654 nucleotides. It is a transcript of the gene OSBPL11, whose product is annotated as oxysterol binding protein like 11. Gene Ontology annotation, molecular function: sterol binding. The record is from RefSeq and is a predicted model, not a curated record. Gene Ontology annotation, cellular component: membrane; cytosol; intracellular membrane-bounded organelle. The coding region runs from base 750 to 3026 and encodes 758 amino acids. NCBI's taxonomy places the organism in Eukaryota, Metazoa, Chordata, Mammalia, Artiodactyla, Cervidae. The transcript has 13 exons.
GGUGACCGGCUGUGGGGUUCUAGGGCUGUGGGUGGGGCGGUGGCCGCAGUUGAGGGUUUCACGUUUGGGCUGUAGCGAGGGUGAGGGACUCGUCCGCCUCUGGGAACCUGGUCGAGGGCCCAGGGCCGGGGGCGUUGGAGGAAAUCGCCCCGAGCUGUUCGCCUCUGACUGGAGGCGAGGCGACCCUGGGAGCCGGCGUCCCGCCCCCGGCGGCCUCCUUCCCCGACCCUCCUCCCGGGCUGAGCUCGAGCCGCUCCAGCUCUGCCUCGAGAGCUGCUGUGGGAACCGCCGAGCGGGCUGGACUGAACCUUCCCGCUGAGGACCAGCUUGAGAAGAGGGAGCGAGGCGGGUCAGUCCGUCAGCCCAGAGGUCAGGCCGCGGGUUCCGUCAGUCGUCCGCACUUCGCCCAGCCCUCCUGGCUAGGGUCGCGACCUCCUCACGCUGUUUCUGCUCCUGCUUUGAGCAUGCCACCAGGUCCUCUGGCAGGGUGAUUUUUUUUUUUUUCUUUCCCUCCUUGCUUUUGCCCGGAAGGAGAUAUAUAUUUAAAGGACAUCUGCCCUCAUCGCUGUCCUUCUCCUUUUAAAAGUUUCCUUCGGGGGAAUGCUUGUAUUCCUUCCCUGGACUGUUUGAUGAUUACUGCUCCAGCCGCCGGCUGGUUUAGCAAUUGGGAGCCCUUUCAGAUCAGAUCUUAAAUCUUAUCACUUACAAAACUACUCUACAGAGUUGUUUCUCCCGCCCAAGAAGGGCAGAUGGACUUUGGAGUUAAGAUGCAGGGGGGUGAACCAGUGUCAGCAAUGAAAGUCUCAGAGAGCGAAGGAAGGCUGGAGGGCCUGGCCACCGCGGUGACCCCGAACAAGAGCAGCAGCAACAGCAGCUGUGGGGGUGGAAUCAGCAGCAGCAGCAGCAGCAGCAGCCGAGGCGGCAGUGCCAAAGGCUGGCAGUACAGUGACCACAUGGAAAAUGUGUAUGGCUACCUAAUGAAGUACACCAACCUUGUCACUGGGUGGCAGUACAGGUUUUUUGUUCUAAACAAUGAAGCUGGGCUGUUGGAGUAUUUUGUGAAUGAACAGUCUAGAAAUCAAAAACCCAGAGGUACUUUGCAGCUUGCAGGAGCUGUAAUAUCACCCAGUGAUGAGGACUCUCAUACCUUCACUGUAAAUGCUGCCAGUGGGGAACAGUAUAAACUCAGAGCCACAGAUGCUAAAGAGCGACAACAUUGGGUUAGCAGACUUCAGAUAUGUACACAACACCACACUGAAGCUAUUGGCAAGAAUAAUCCUCCUCUGAAAUCACGGAGCUUCUCACUUGCAUCUAGUGGUAAUUCUCCUAUAUCCCAGAGGAGACCAAGUCAAAAUACCAUUUCCUUUUUUAAUGUUGGACAUUCCAAACUACAAUCAGUGAGCAAAAGAGCUAACUUACCUCCAGACCAUCUUGUGGAAGUCAGAGAAAUGAUGUCUCAUGCUGAAGGACAACAAAGAGACUUAAUUAGAGGAAUUGAAUGCCUUCCUGCUUCUGGCCAUCUUAGUUCCUUGGACCAGGAUCUCUUAAUGCUCAAGGCUACUUCCAUGGCAACUAUGAACUGCUUAAAUGACUGCUUUCAUAUUCUCCAGUUACAGCAUGCAUCACAUCAGAAGGGCUCAUUGCCUUCAGGAACGACAAUCGAAUGGUUAGAACCAAAGAUACCAUUAUCAAACCACUAUAAAAAUGGAGCCGACCAACCCUUUGCAACUGAGCAAAGUAAGCCAGUGGCAGUCCCAGAAGAGCAGUGUGUUGCAGAAUCUGGACUAUUAGCAAGGGAACCUGAAGAAAUAAAUGCAGACGAUGAGGUGGAGGAUACUUGUGACAAUAAGGAGGAUGACCUGGGAGCUGUGGAAGAGCAACGCAGUGUUAUCCUACAUCUCUUAUCACAGCUCAAGCUGGGCAUGGACUUAACAAGAGUGGUGCUUCCUACAUUUAUCCUAGAGAAGCGUUCCUUGUUGGAAAUGUAUGCAGACUUUAUGUCUCAUCCAGACCUAUUUAUAGCCAUCACUAAUGGAACUACAGCUGAGGACAGGAUGAUUCGUUUUGUUGAGUACUACCUUACCUCAUUUCACGAAGGCCGCAAGGGAGCCAUUGCUAAGAAACCAUACAAUCCUAUCAUUGGAGAAACGUUUCACUGUUCCUGGAGGAUGCCCAAAAGCGAGGUAGCAUCCAGUGUCAUUAACAGCUCUUCUACCCAGGCCAUCACAAAUCAUGCACCUCCAUCAGAGGAGGCUUUGAACCAGAUGGGUUCAGACUGUUACAUGGUCAGAUUUGUUGCCGAGCAGGUUUCCCAUCAUCCUCCAGUCUCAGGAUUUUAUGCAGAAUGUGCAGAGAGGAAGAUGUGUGUAAAUGCACAUGUCUGGACUAAGAGCAAAUUCUUAGGCAUGUCGAUAGGCGUGACAAUGGUUGGGGAAGGUAUCCUUAGUCUGCUGGAGCAUGGAGAAGAGUAUACGUUUUCUCUGCCUUGUGCAUAUGCCCGGUCAAUUUUAACUGUUCCUUGGGUAGAACUGGGUGGCAAAGUCAAUGUCAACUGUGCAAAAACUGGGUACUCUGCCAGCAUCACUUUUCAUACUAAGCCAUUUUAUGGUGGCAAACUGCACCGGGUUACAGGUGAAGUAAAGCACAACAUCACCAACACUGUUGUAUGCAGAGUACAAGGAGAAUGGAAUAGCAUUCUUGAGUUUGCUUACAGCAGUGGAGAGACAAAAUACGUGGACUUGACUAAGUUGGCAGUGACGAAGAAAAGAGUAAGACCUUUGGAGAAGCAGGAUCCAUUUGAAUCCAGGCGAUUGUGGAAAAAUGUGACAGACUCUCUGAGGGACUCCGAAAUCGAUAAAGCCACAGAGCAUAAACGUACCCUGGAAGAACGCCAGAGGACUGAAGAAAGGCAUCGUACUGAAACAGGCACACCUUGGAAAACCAAAUAUUUUAUUAAAGAGGGAGAUGGCUGGGUUUAUCACAAACCCCUUUGGAAAAUAAUUCCAACAACACAACCAGCAGAGUGAUACAUACUAUCUAAGACUCAGCUAAAUGAACUUCUCUGUUUACCCUAAACCCUCCCAGUAUGGAGUCAUUGCACUGAGUGAACUGCUUCCUGAUUGCACAGACUGAAACUAAUUACACACGAAUGUACCGAUUAGGGCACCAUAGAACUGUAGCAAGACCAAAGUGUGGAAGAAGCAUGAUGGACUUCUCACCAAGCUGUUCAUGUGACGUGAGCAAUAUCAUCUGAAAACCUUUCACCUGAAUUAUUAGAUGAAUAAUCUCUUAUCCAGUUUCUGCUCCAGAAGCUAAGUUUGAAUCCCCUGUUUUUGCAUGGGGGCAGCAGAUAAACACAAUGAGAACUCAGUGAUUUUAAUUUCUUUAUAGUGAAAAUUGAAGUCUCUUUUAGAGUUUGUGCUUUGCUUUCUGUUAGUAGCUGAAGUAUUCGCUACUCUUACAACAAACCAAGAGGAGGAAGAAGAUGACCCAGAAGUGGCUUCAGCCAUUGUGCCUGAAAUCAGUGUUAAAAAAAAAAAAUCAACCAGGUUGUCAUAACAAGGCAUUCUGUUCCUUCAAAGAGACUGUGUGCCUGUGUCUGAGGAACUUAUCCAUUAUCCACCUCUGUUGGAACUCUCUUUUAAAAAGUAUAUUUAUAAAUUGAUUAGAAUUAUAACCAUGGAGAAUUUUUUCUUCUGAGCAUUUUAAUAUACUUGAAAACAACAUUGACUUGAAAAAUUUCAGAACAUUUUUCAAUACCUAGUUUUAUUAAAUAUUAUACUUGAGAGACAAUUUUUUUAAAUGUGUUCAUGUCAAUAUGAUGAGAUUUUGGCCUUUCUCAAGAACUGAGGCAUUAAAGAACCUAGCAAAUAUUUAAAAAUAAAGCUGUUACUGUUUUCCUUACCUUUUUUUCAUUUGUAGGUUAAUAUCCAGUAUUAUGUGCUAUCCCUCUGGAUAAGUAUGCUUUAUUUUACCUCCGUUCACUCAAAAUUUAAAAUAACUAUUCCUAUUUGUCAGUAAUUCAGAAUUUGAAUAUGUAUGUAUAGUAUGGUUUUGUUUUCUUUUCAAGGAAACUCAAAUGCUAACGAAAAAGUAUGAAAUAAAAAGAUACCAGGAAAAAAGGUAUCAGGAAGUUGUAUUCAGGUACAAAUCUUUUUUUUUUUUAAGUAUUUUAUUGAGGUUGAAGAAUUACUGACAAAAGAAUAGUGCUAAUUAUGGCUUUCAUCAUUCAUUCAAGUAUUUAUUGAGCACCUACUUAUGGUACUCAACAGUUGUUUUACUGCAAGCUACCUUAAUUUUCCAAGAGUGGUGCCUUACUCUGUUUCUCCUGAUGUGGUCUUCCAAUCAGUGUGUGUAACAUAUACCUAUUAUUCAUCAGCCGUUGUAGGUGGCUGUAUCUGUUGCAUCAACAUUAAGAUGUUUAAGCUUUGUGCGCUGAUAAAUUGUGUUUUAUUGAAGGGGGUUAAUAGGAUGAAAACAGUAAAAUAAUUUUUUCAACAAAUUGUAAAUUGUAAGAAGAUAAUUGGUUUAUGUACAACCAUUUUAAUGAUUCCCUUGUUCAUUUUUGCUGUGAAAUGCACUGAAAAAAAUCUCAAAAUGAAUUAAAGUUCAUGUGUUGGAAAGAUUAAAAAAUAAUAAAACUGGACAACAGUGA